This is a messenger RNA of Aspergillus nidulans FGSC A4, 990 nucleotides long. RefSeq names its product intradiol ring-cleavage dioxygenase. Gene Ontology annotation, molecular function: catechol 1,2-dioxygenase activity; ferric iron binding; oxidoreductase activity, acting on single donors with incorporation of molecular oxygen, incorporation of two atoms of oxygen. The record is from RefSeq and is a predicted model, not a curated record. Gene Ontology annotation, biological process: catechol-containing compound metabolic process. Bases 1 to 990 code for a protein of 329 amino acids. The transcript has 2 exons. Lineage: Eukaryota; Fungi; Ascomycota; Eurotiomycetes; Eurotiales; Aspergillaceae.
AUGGAUCCCUCACAAGUCAAAAUCCCGCCUAUGAAGAACCUUACGGUCGAGAACAUCACCGAGAAUGUCAUCCGCAUCAACUCGCUCUGCGAAGACGAGCGAAUGAAAUACGUGCUCGAAAGACUAGUCACACACCUUCAUGACUUUGCGCGCGAGACCAGACUCUCCUCGGCUGAGUGGAUGACUGGACUGAAGUUCCUGACCGAGGUCGGUCAGAUCUGUACGGACGUGCGACAGGAAUUUAUCCUCCUCUCCGACGUCCUCGGCCUCUCCAUCCUCGUCGACUCAAUCGACCACCCCAAACCCCCCGGCAGCACAGAAGGCACGGUCCUGGGUCCCUUCCACACCCACGAAGCCGAGGAACUGUCUCAGGGCGGCUUGAUGUCCAAGGACCCCGCUGGUGAACCACUACUGGUGGUCUGCACCAUCAAAGAUACAGAUGGCAAGCCCAUCGAGGGCGUCAAGGUCGACAUUUGGGAAACCGACUCAACGGGCCACUAUGACGUCCAGCACGCAGACCGCUCCGGCCCCGACGGGCGAUGCAUCAUGCACUCCAACAAGGACGGAGUCUUCUGGUUCAAUGCUAUUACACCGGUUCCGUACCCGAUCCCCCACGACGGGCCCGUCGGUAAGCUGCUGAAGAAAUUACACCGCCACCCCUACCGACCCAGCCAUAUGCAUUUCAUGUUCGAGAAGCAGGGGUACGACCAUCUGAUUACGGCGCUGUAUUUGCGGAAUGACCCGUUUGAGACGAGUGACGCUGUUUUUGGUGUGAAGGAUAGUCUUGUUAUCGAUAUCGGGACGGCCGGCAAGGAGAUUGCGGAGAAAUAUGGGGUUGAGGAGGGACAUAAGUUGCUGACGUAUGAUUUCGUGCUGGUCUCUGAGAAGGAGACGAGUGAGCUGCGCGAGAGGAAUUCGAAGGAGGCGUUGGAUAGGCUGGGCAGGAAGGUGAAGAUUGUGAACGGGUUGCCGAUUCCGGAUCUUGAUUAG